Talaromyces amestolkiae is the source of this 1533-nucleotide messenger RNA. RefSeq lists its product as uncharacterized. Bases 1 to 1533 code for a protein of 510 amino acids. The transcript has a single exon. Lineage: Eukaryota; Fungi; Ascomycota; Eurotiomycetes; Eurotiales; Trichocomaceae. The record is from RefSeq and is a predicted model, not a curated record.
AUGUCUCAUCAUCAUCAAGAUGCUAAUCCAACACCUGCCCGGGCACGUCCACGACGGGGUCCGGCAUUCUCAUUGAAUCCUCUCCCACCUCGUAGUUCUGGCAGUCAAUUUGCGACUCCACCUCGAUUCCAGUUCGCAAAUGAGCCGCGUACAGGCGAUGAUAGGAGCAUAUUUCGAAGCAGUAGUCCACUGGUACAAGGGUUCUUUCGAGCGCCCGAUCAAAGAUUUGAUAAUUCAAGUCCCUUGAAGGGAGAAAGAAAUAAGCCUGUGCAGGUUUCUGAUGACGAGAUUGAAGAUGAUUUCCACGACACAAAGGACACCACUGGCCUUGAAGAUGAAGUGUCCGGAGCGCUGGAUGAACUGUUUUCAAUCUCACGGCAUUCAAACAAACGACCUCGAGCAUCUUCGCAUUCGGCACACAAACCAGUCAGAACAGAAAUUGUUGACGACGACUUUGAUGAAAUCAACGAUUCAGGUUCUCCCAUACCCGAUUCUCCGUCAACAUCAGUCCGGAGCAGAACCAAGAACCCUAAGCUGGAAUUUCCCACUCCACAUAUAGAGCCUAAUCGCCAGCUAGUCAACACCGAAAUUUCUGAGCCUAAGAGCUUUGAGCUAGUUUCUGAGCCUCAAACGCCAGGUCAGGCUUAUACUCUACAAAUCGAAGAUGCCAGCUCAAGCAUUGAAAAAACAUCUACUUCUCAAAACCGUCCACGCUUCAUUCUCUCAGCGAAUUAUACUCCUGCAUCGACUAUCACACGAGCUACCUCAACACCGCAGCCCGCACGGAAGAAACCUGCAUUUGUGCUACCGCGAUCACCAUCCCCAGAUAAGGAGGAUGUCUCGUCGUCGACUAUCCCGGUACCUUUUUCGCCUGUAGCAACUCGUACUCUUCGCCGUUCAGGGCGGCCGAAAUCAGGCGCGGCUGCAACUUAUGUACCUGGUGGUAUGGCCGAGCAUCUUCGAGAUUGGAUUAUGGAAGCCGACAUGAAACGCAAAGCUACAAUUGAACGACAACCACGUCGAAAUCUGAAUGAUGCCAGAGAUUUUACAAUUGGCUGGAUUGAUUCUUGUCAUAACGCCUUUUUGAAAUCUUCUGGCCCAGUUAUUAUGGCCCGAGUAACUCUCGAAGCUAGCAGAGAGGAGCCGCCGACUGAUAAUGGUGCCCAAAUUAUGACCGUGCUGCUACUUGGUGCAGCCGCUUCUCGUGGAAAUACUAACAAUGGUCGCGGAUCAUCUGUUACUAGCUCAGUUCCAGGCGAGAGAUUGAAACCCGGCGAUAAGGUCGGGAUCGGAGUGGGCCUGUCAUGGGAAGUUGAGCUGGAUUCCAUGAACAUUGAUGAUACAACACACAUAAAGCAGGUGUCCGUGCAGCGAGUUGUUCCCUCUUCUCAAUCCGAUUCCGAAGAUGACCUUGAAGACCUUCAAGACGAAAACCGAUCAUUUGCGGCGAGUUCUGCGCAUCCUACACAUUCUACUUCGAAGACGUGGCUAGUAGCUGCCGAGUGGGAUUUAUUGAGCGAGACUGGAAAAUAG